Elaeis guineensis (African oil palm) is the source of this 943-nucleotide messenger RNA. RefSeq lists its product as uncharacterized. The record is from RefSeq and is a predicted model, not a curated record. Lineage: Eukaryota; Viridiplantae; Streptophyta; Magnoliopsida; Arecales; Arecaceae.
GUCGUCGGAGCCGUGGCCUUAUAUAAAUCCAAGACCUUUCCCUGCCCUCACCAGCCUCCCAUCAUCACAUACCUUCUUCGUUUCCACCGCCCAAAUUACAAUCUCAGGUUCCCCCUAGAACCCGGCUAACAAUCUAGAGAGAACAAGAGCAACAACAAAGAGAACUCUAUUCCAUCACUCAUGGCUUCAUCAUCUUAUUCCAAGAUGAUGGCCUUCUCCCUUCUUCUCUCCCUGUUCCUCCAUCUCCCCUCCACCUCAGCGGGAGUGGUAUGCGAGGAUUUGCCGCAGGACCUGUGCGCGUUUGCGAUAUCGUCAUCGUCGAAGAGGUGCGUGCUGGAGAGCACGCAGCACAGCGGGCGGCCCACCGAAUACCAGUGCCGGACGUCCGAGGUGGUGGUGGAGCGGAUGUCCGAUUGGAUAGAGACCGACGAGUGCGUGAGAGCGUGCGGCGCGGACCGUAACUCCGUCGGGAUCUCGUCCGACUCGCUCCUCGAGCCGCAGUUCACCGAGAAACUCUGCUCUCCGGCAUGCCACGAGAACUGCCCAAACAUCAUCGACCUCUACUUCAACCUCGCCGCCGGCGAAGGUGUGUUCCUGCCUGACUUGUGCGAGGCUCGGCGAGUGAAUCCUCAUCGGUCAAUGAUGGUUAUUCUCAGCUCUGGUGCCGCAGCAGGCCCUGCCGUUGGAGGGGCUGUGAGUAAAUUGGAUGUAGCAGCUGCACCAGCUUCCAUUGCUUCACCCCCUGCUUCAGUCUGAUUCCAUUUCUUUUAUUUUAUACAUAGAUUAUCUGUUUUGGAAGGCAAAAACAUACAACUUAUCUGGGAUUCUUUGUUUACUCUGCAUAUUCAAGUUGGUGUACAUUCUUGAGGUAUUAUUAGCAGAUCAAAUGGUGGUUAUUUAGUUUGUCGAUGAAAUAAUAAUAGCACUUGCAGUCUUCACACAA